Molecule: messenger RNA, 6689 nt
Organism: Nematostella vectensis (starlet sea anemone)
Lineage: Eukaryota; Metazoa; Cnidaria; Anthozoa; Actiniaria; Edwardsiidae
Exons: 6
Coding region: 331-1491 (386 amino acids)
Biological process (GO): cell adhesion
Cellular component (GO): plasma membrane
Molecular function (GO): transmembrane signaling receptor activity; hyaluronic acid binding
Source: RefSeq, a predicted model, not a curated record
UUAUGUCGAUCAACCACCCAUUUUUUAUUGGUUAUACAUGAAAAUGCAACGGUUUAUUGACAAGAAAACUUCAAAAUGAAGUCAGAUACGUUAUUGACGAUAUUUGAUUGAAAAUAUCUCGGUUAAUCGGUUGACUUAGCCGAUAGAAAUGGAAUCUUAAGUGCUCGGCGUUGGGCGGGAGCUUGAAAUGGCGGCGUGAUUGGCCUUCUUUAACACAAUAGCGAAGAAAAAAGACUUUGUUGAGCAUCUGGUGUUAGGGAACUCUCCAGCUGGGUAAGUUCCAAAUGCAAGUCAAGAUUAGAAAGUUUGCUCCGAUACUAGCACACCAAUAUGAAUCUUCCGAAGCUACUCAUCGUUUUUUCCCCAUUCCUGUUUUUGAGCAUGUAUACUAAUUCAGAGUUUCAAUUCAUGAAUUUCAUGGAAAAAUCAGGACAUGCCCUUGUGGGUUUUGUCAUCGAGACUUCCAACACAGCAGAUGAGUUGAAAUGUAAGUUGAAGUGCCUAGUGGUGGACGGAUGCAAGUCUGUGAAUAUUGGAAAGAGAAACGGUGACGAGCCUCUAUUCACCUGUGAGGUCAACAACUCAACGCACCUUGAACAGCCACUUGCUCUCCGCCGGCGAGCGAGAUUCGCUUAUCACGGCUUUGCGGAUCCGUGUUUCUCUGGACCUUGCUUGAAUGGAGGCAGUUGUACCUCUGACCACUCCUCAUGGACUUACCGCUGUACAUGUGGAUUGGAGAUCAAAGAGGCUCCAUUUUUGAAUGACCACUGCGCCAUUGACCCUCAAAUGCUUCAAACGUCGGCUGGAAUUUUCAGUAACGUAUUUGACGUUAGCGGAUAUAAAUCACGGCUACUGAGUUUCUCCGAGGCGGAGCGUGCUUGCCAGGCGUUUGGCGCUCGCAUGGCCUCUCGGGAAGAGCUUAUCGAGGCUUGGGAAAAUGGAUAUCACUUAUGCAGAUGGGGCUGGCUAUCUGAUGUCUCUAGGGGCAUUCCCAUACAGCGUCCAUCUAGUAAUUGUGGCGGGGCAGACGGUGUUCCGGGGGUAUACAUUUUGAUCACCCAUGAGGCAAAGACUUUUGAAGCUCAUUGCUACAGAGAGAUAGAUGCAUGUAACGAGGAGGACUGGUCUGUGAAUGGACACAAAUGUUACCGGUUCGUCCUUGACCGUCGCGUGAGCUGGUCGGAAGCGGCACGUUUCUGUCACGUGCUAGAUGCAAGCCUCGCCUCGGCUGAGACACUUGAGAAGUUGAGAUUUGUGCGACGUCACGUGAUGAUGAGAAGCAAUGUCACCGACAUAUUUAUCGGACUUCAGCAGAUUGACGGACAAUGGGGUUGGCUGAACAGCACAGAUACAGUGUCUGCUAUCCUGUGGAACGAGACGGCACCGCGCUCGCAAGGAACUGUGGGGGCUGUUUUGAUCGAGACGGGCAGACUUGUCGAUAUCCCGGAUGGAGAAGAGCUUCCCUUCGUCUGCGAGAAAGCGCUUCCUUGAAUCUACCUGAAAAAACUAAAACCUCUAUAUAACGAACAUAUAUGAACACUAUAUAUAGACUGGGACCUCUAUAUAACGAACCUAUAUGAACACUAAGUCACUGUAAUCACUGUAAAGACAGUGUUUAUAUAAUUUUGUUAUAUAGAGGUUGCACUGUAUAGACAGUGUUCACAUAGGUUCGUUAUAUAGAGGUUCCACUGUAUAGACAGUGUUCAUAUAGGUUCGUUAUAUAGAGGUCUCACUGUAUAGCCAGGGUUCAUAUAGGUUCGUAAUAUAGAGGUUCCACUGUAUAGACAGUGUUCACAUAGGUUCGUUAUAUAGAGGUUCCACUGUAUAGACAGUGUUCAUAUAGGUUCGUUAUAUAGAGGUCUCACUGUAUAGCCAGGGUUCAUAUAGGUUCGUAAUAUAGAGGUUCCACUGUAUAGACAGUGUUCACAUAGGUUCGUUAUAUAGAGGUUUCACUGUAUAGACAGUGUUCAUAUAGGUUCGUUAUAGAGAGUUCUCACUGUAUAGACAGUGUUCAUAUAGGUUCGUUAGAGAGAGGUUUCACUGUAUAGACAGUGUUCAUAUAGGUUGGUUAUAUAGAGGUUCCACUGUAUAGACAGUGUUCAUAUAGGUUGGUUAUAUAGAGGUUACACUGUAUAGACAUUGUCUUUAUAGGUUCGUUAUAUAGAGGUUCCACUGUAUAGACAGUGUUCAUAUAGGUUGGUUAUAUAGAGGUUAUAUGUAUAGACAAAAUUCAUAUAGGUUCGUUAUAGAGAGGUUCCACUGUAUAGACAGAGUUCAUAUAGGUUGGUUAUAUAGAGGUUACACUGUAUAGACAGUGUUCUUAUAGGUUCGUUAUAUAGAGGUUCCACUGUAUAGACAGUGUUCAUAUAGGUUCGUUCUAUAGAGGUCUCACUGUUUAGAAGGUGUUCAUUGAGAUUCGUUAUACAGAGGUUUCACCGUAGAGACAGUGUUAUAUAGGUUCGUUAUAUAGAGGUUCCGCUGUAUAGACAGUGUUCAUAUAGGUUCGGUAUAUAGAUGUUUCACUGCAUAGACAGUGUUUAUAUAGGAUCGUUAUAUAGAGGAUCUCACUGUAUUGACUGUAUAUUGACUGUGUUCAUAUAGGUUCAUUAUAUAGAGGUCUCACUGUAUUGACUGUAUAUUGAUUGUGUUCAUAUAGGUUCAGUAUAUAGAGGUUUCACUAUAUAGACAAUGUUUAUAUAGGAUCCUUAUAUAGAGGUUUCACUGUAUAGACAGUGUUCAUAUAGGUUCGUUAUAUAGAGGUUUCACUGUAUAGACAAUGUUUAUAUAGGAUCCUUAUAUAGAGGUUUCACUGUAUAGACAGUGUUGAUAUAGGUUCGUUAUAUAGAGGUUUCACUGUAUAGACAGUGCUCAUAUAUGUUCGUUAUAUAGAGGUUAUAUGUAUAGACAAAAUUCAUAUAGGUUCGUUAUAUAGAGGUUUCACUGUAUAGACAGUGUUCAUAUAGGUUCGUAUAUAGAGGUUUUACUGUAUAGACAGUGCUCAUAUAUGUUCGUUAUAUAGAGGUUAUAUGUAUAGACAAAAUUCAUAUAGGUUCGUUAUAUAGAGGUUCCACUGUAUAGACAGUGUUUAUAUAGGUUCGUUAGAUAGAGGUUUCACUAUAUAGACAAUGUUUAUAUAGGAUCGUUAUAUAGAGGUCUCACUGUAUAUACAGUGUUCAUAUAGGUUCGUUAUAUAGAGGUCUCACUGUAUAUACAGUGUUCAUAUAGGUUCGUUAUAUAGAGGAUCUCACUGUAUUGACUGUAUAUUGACUGUGUUCAUAUAGGUUCAUUAUAUAGAGGUCUCACUGUAUUGCCUGUAUAUUGACUGUGUUCAUAUAGAUUCGGUAUAUAGAGGUUCCACUAUAUAGACAGUGUUCAUAUAGGUUCGGUAUAUAGAGGUUCCACUGUAUGGACAGUGUUCAUAUAGGUUCGUUAUAGAGAGGUUUCACUGUAUAGACAGUGUUCAUAUAGGUUCGUUAUAGAGAGGUUUCACUGUAUAGACAUUGUUUAUAUAGGUUCGUUAUAUAGAGGUUAUAUGUAUAGACAGUGUUCAUAUAGGUUCAUUAUAUAAAGGUCUCACUGUAAAGACAGUGUUCAUAUAGGUUCGUUAGAUAGAGGUUUCACUGUAUAGACAGUGUUUAUAUAGGUUCGUUAUAUAGAGGUUCAACUGUAUAGACAGUGUUUAUAUAGGUUCGUUAUAGAGAGGUUUCACUGUAUAGACAGUGUUUAUAUAGGUUCGUUAUAUAGAUGUUUCACGGUAUAGACAGUGUUCAUAAAGGUUCGUUAUAGAGAGGUUUCACUGUAUAGACAGUGUUCAUAUAGGUUCGUUAUAUAGAGGUUCCACUGUAUAGACAGUGUUUAUAUAGGUUCGUUAUAUAGAGGUUUCACUGUAUAGAUAGUGUUUAUAUAGGUUCGUAUAUAGAGGUUUCACUGUAAAGACAGUGUUUAUAUAGGUUCGUAUAUAGAGGUUUCGCUGUAUAAACAGUGUUUAUAUAGAUUCGUUAUAUAGAGGUUUCACUGUCUAGACAGUGUUUAUAUAGGUUCCUAUAUAGAGGUUUCACUGUAUAGACAGUGUUUAUAUAGGUUCGUAUAUAGAGGUUUCGCUGUAUAGACAGUGUUUAUAUAAGUUCGUUAUAUAGAGGUUCCACUGUAUAGACAGUGUUUAUAUAGGUUCGUUAUAUAGAGGUUCCACUGUAUAGACAGUGUUCAUAUAGGUUGGUUAUAUAGAGGUCUCACUGUAUAGACAGUGUUUAUAUAGGUUGGUUAUAUAGAGGUUCCACUGUAUAGACAGUGUUCAUAUAGGUUCGUUAUAGAGAGGUCGCACUGUAUAGACAAUGUUCAUAUAGGUUCGUUAUAGAGAGGUCGCACUGUAUAGACAAUGUUCAUAUAGGUUCGUUAGAUAGAGGUCUCACUUGCUCAUAUAGGUUCGGUAUAUAGAGGUUCCACUGCAUGGACAGUGUUCAUAUAGGUUUCACUAUAUAGACAGUGUUUAUAUAGGAUCGUUAUAUAGAGGUUCCACUGUAUGGACAGUGUUCAUAUAGGUUCGUUAUAGAGAGGUCUCACUGUAUAGACAGUGUUUAUAUAGGUUCGUUAUAUAGAGGUUAUAUGUAUAGACAAAAUUCAUAUAGGUUCGUUAUAGAGAGGUUUCACUGUAUAGACAGUGUUUAUAUAGGUUCGUUAUAUAGAGGUUUCACUGUAUAGACAGUGUUUAUAUAGGUUCGUUAUAUAGAGGUUUCGCUGUAUAGACAGUGUUUAUAUUGUUUCGUUAUAUAGAGGUUUCACUGUAUAGACAGUGUUUAUAUAGGUUGGUUAUAUAGAGGUCUCACUGUAUAGACAGUGUUUAUAUAGGUUGGUUAUAUAGAGGUUCCACUGUAUAGACAGUGUUCAUAUAGGUUCGUUAUAGAGAGGUCGCACUGUAUAGACAAUGUUCAUAUAGGUUCGUUAUAGAGAGGUCGCACUGUAUAGACAAUGUUCAUAUAGUUUCGUUAGAUAGCGGUCUCACUUGCUCAUAUAGGUUCGGUAUAUAGAGGUUCCACUGCAUGGACAGUGUUCAUAUAGGUUUCACUAUAUAGACAGUGUUUAUAUAGGAUCGUUAUAUAGAGGUUCCACUGAAUGGACAGUGUUCAUAUAGGUUCGUUAUAGAGAGGUCUCACUGUAUAGACAGUGUUUAUAUAGGUUCGUUAUAUAGAGGUUAUAUGUAUAGACAAAAUUCAUAUAGGUUCGUUAUAGAGAGGUUUCACUGUAUAGACAGUGUUUAUAUAGGUUCGUUAUAUAGAGGUUUCACUGUAUAGACAGUGUUUAUAUAGGUUCGUUAUAUAGAGGUUUCACUGUAUAGACAGUGUUUAUAUAGGUUCGUUAUAUAGAGGUUUCGCUGUAUAGACAGUGUUUAUAUUGUUUCGUUAUAUAGAGGUUUCACUGUAUAGACAGUGUCUAUAUAGGUUGGUUAUAUAGAGGUUCCACUGUAUAGACAGUGUUUAUAUAGGUUCGUUAUAUAGAGGUUUUGCUGUAUAGACAGUGUUUAUAUAGGUUCGUUAUAUAGAGGUUUCACUGUAUAGACAGUGUUUAUAUAGGUUCGUAUAUAGAGGUCUCACUGUAUAGACAGUGUUUAUAUAGGUUCGUAUAUAGAGGUUUCACUGUAUAGACAGUGUUCAUAUAGGUUCGUUAUAUAGAGGUUCCACUGUAUAGACAGUGUUCAUAUAGGUUCGUUAUAGAGAGGUUUCACUGUACAGACAGUGUUUAUAUAGGUUCGUUAUAUAGAGGUUUCACGGUAUAGACAGUGUUUAUAUAGGUUCGGUAUAUAGAGGUUCCACUGUAUGGACAGUGUUUAUAUAGGUUCGGUAUAUAGAGGUUCCACUGUAUGGACAGUGUUCAUAUAGGUUCGGUAUAUAGAGGUUCCACUGUAUGGACAGUGUUCAUAUAGGUUCGGUAUAUAGAGGUUCCACUGUAUAGACAGUGUUCAUAUAGGUUCGUUAGAUAGAGGUCUCACUGUAUAGACAAUGUUCAUAUAGAUUCGUUAUAUAGAGGUCUCACUUGCUCAUAUAGGUUCGGUAUAUAGAGGUUCCACUGUAUGGACAGUGUUCAUAUAGGUUUCACUAUAUAGACAGUGUCAUAUAGGUUCGUUAUAUAGAGGUUUCGCUGUAUAGACAGUGUUUAUAUAGGUUCGUUAUAUAGAGGUUUCACUGUAUAGACAGUGUUUAUAUAGGUUCGUAUAUAGAGGUUUUACUGUAUAGACAGUGUUUAUAUAGGUUCAUUAUAUAGAGGUUUCACUGUAUAGACAGUGUUUAUAUAGGUUCGUAUAUAGAGGUUCCACUGUACAGACAGUGUUUAUAUAGGUUCGUUAUAUAGAGGUUCCACUGUAUAGACAGUGUUUAUAUAGGUUCGUAUAUAGAGGUUUCACUGUAUAGACAGUGUUUAUAAAGGUUGUUAUAUAGAUACGUAGAGAUGUACCGAGGGGCGUAAGGGGGCCACGAAAACCACAAAAGCGUAUAGAAAAUCGCAAAACUGCAUCAGAGUUUUGUGAAAAGCCGAAACCGCAAAACCGCACACAAAAAAGAAAUCUACAAAACCUCAUUACCGCAAACCCUUACGCCUCCUCUGUAACAUUUAUGUUAAAUAUCAGGGGCUCAUAAGCCCUUGUAAAUAUCAAUUGUAAACUGUCAACGAAAUAAUAAAGAUGACUUCUGCCUCCAAAA